Molecule: messenger RNA, 1282 nt
Organism: Salvelinus sp. IW2-2015
Lineage: Eukaryota; Metazoa; Chordata; Actinopteri; Salmoniformes; Salmonidae
Source: RefSeq, a predicted model, not a curated record
UUUGCCUUCAUUGGAAACGACAGGCUUAGAUCUAUCUUGGUUAAUAACAAUCUUUGAUCUUAGCUUUACAGAUCGCCAUUAUUGGGUUUAACAGUGCACAGUGAUUAAGAGUGGAGACUGGGGCUUUAGGAGUAAAAGUGGAACAGGCUAUUUUAAUGAAAUCCAUCGAAGUGCGGAACUACUACUACUGCCGACUCCUGCUGUAUAAUAGUAUCACCGUCGGUUGUUAUUCGAGAUGAUAUCCGUUACGACCUGAAACGAAACGGUACGACGAUCGGACACACCUGGAAUAUAACCAAAGCAGUCUACAUCCAACCAGCCAGCCCAGCUCCAUCGGAAAUUCAGUUUACUGGAAAUACAUCAGUCCUUUGGAUGGGAUCUUAGUUUGCCUUUUUAUUAGAGAAGAGAAGCCAUUAUUCCUGUGGGGUUUUAUUUCAUGGGGAUGUGUUCAAGACAAGAGAGAAUACAAAAAGACGUCGACAUUGUAAUUCAAAGGUGCAAGGCAGAGAAAGACUGCCUUUUCUCUGAUUUCAGAUACACUGACGCCACCUUCACCUUCACCUAUUCCAAAGGCUCCAGAAGGGUGUCCUACUCUGUGCACGUCUCUGAUGACUACCCAGACAACACAUACGUGUCAAACUCUGAGAAGGAGGAUGAAGUUCUAGUCACCAGAGACCAGAUCCCCGUCAUCUUCCACAGAAUAGCAACAGAGAUUAGGGUCAAUAAUGACGCCAACUGCUGCCUGUCCAUCAAGUCAAAACUUCAGAUAGACAAGAACCAGUGCCACUAUGCCAUAGAGGAGGACUCUGAGGGGGAUGCUGACUCUGAGGAGUUUUACUAUGGAGGUCAGGUGAACUCUGAUGGCGAGCUCCACAAGCACCCCCAGUUGGAGGCGGAUCUGGCGGCAGUCCGGGAGUUGUACGGACACCACGCAGUUUCUCUCAGGGAAUACGGUGCCAUUGACGACGUGGACAUUGAUCUCCACAUCGACGUCAGUUUCCUAGAUGAGGAAAUAGCCCUAGCGUGGGACGUGAUACGGAGGGAGCCGGUAAUUGUGCGUCUACACUGCUCUCUGACACAGUACCUGAAUGGACCGGUCCCCACGGUGGACGUGUUCCAGGUGUCGACUAAAGACCGGUUUGGACUGGGACAUCAGAUGAACAAAUCUCCCAGCUACCCGCCUCCCGGCUGUGUCAAGAGCAAAAAGAAGCUGAAGCCAGAACAAGAUGGCGUCUCUAAAUCCCAAACCGCCUUCUCCGCGGACUGCACCGGCACCGCCUAA